Fomitiporia mediterranea MF3/22 is the source of this 654-nucleotide messenger RNA. RefSeq lists its product as uncharacterized. Lineage: Eukaryota; Fungi; Basidiomycota; Agaricomycetes; Hymenochaetales; Hymenochaetaceae. The coding region runs from base 1 to 654 and encodes 217 amino acids. The record is from RefSeq and is a predicted model, not a curated record. The transcript is spliced from 2 exons.
AUGCUGAUGCGUUAUGUGCUUAGAGCUGGUGAACUACACAACGCGCCACGAUCUUAUGACAUGGGAAAUAACAUCGAGUGGAGUAGCAAACCUACUACGAUUCCGACGCCAGGCGGCCAAAGCGUGCGGUCGACAUUUACGAGAUUCCUUAGGGUUGACUGGAAACCGAUUGCGCGCAUGACAAUAACAGAUGCACCUCCGCCGAAGAAACGGAGGAUUUCUGGAGGUGGAUUUGAUGAACUCGAGGCUAGGUCGAAGUUUUUCAUAAAGGAUCCGAAGCGUGGAGAAUCGUCAUCGUUUAAAGAGCCACGCGCGAUCACUUCCACUGUUCCGGCUGGUACAGGCUCAUUACGAAACGCUGCGGAUGGUCCUCGUUUGAGAUUUAGCAAAUCAUCCUUACGAAAUAAACCAGUGGCUCCGCUUUCUAUGAGGCCUACGUCACUUUCGCAAGAAGUCAUUUCUAUUGACGAUUCUAAGUUGGAAAGGAAGAUUCGGUCUCCGCAUACUGGAACUGUUUCACCAGAAUUAGUACCCAAUGAUGAGGUGGUAGAAGCGAACGAGGUGAAGGAAAUUGAGGAUGCUGAUGGAUUCCCUGACACACUAAGAGUAUCAUCAUCAAAUAUUAGAUUGCACUCUGGAUUAGGAAAUCCCUAA